Molecule: messenger RNA, 524 nt
Organism: Cydia amplana
Lineage: Eukaryota; Metazoa; Arthropoda; Insecta; Lepidoptera; Tortricidae
Gene: Chrac-14
Product: DNA polymerase epsilon subunit 3
Exons: 1
Coding region: 63-416 (117 amino acids)
Biological process (GO): DNA damage response; leading strand elongation; heterochromatin formation
Cellular component (GO): epsilon DNA polymerase complex; CHRAC
Molecular function (GO): chromatin DNA binding; protein heterodimerization activity
Source: RefSeq, a predicted model, not a curated record
CGCGUGUUGUUAAUUUUGUUUUUGUUAUAAUUUCUGAUCAAAAUAGCAAACAAAUCUAGACAAUGGCAGAAAAACUAGAAGAUUUGAACCUUCCGUUAACUGUAGUCACACGUAUAGUGAAGGAAGCUUUGCCAGAAGGAGUCUCAAUCUCGAAAGAGGCCCGGACGGGGCUCGCAAAAGCCGCGUCGGUAUUCGUUCUGUACGUUACUUCGGCGGCAACAAACAUUGUCGAAAAGAAGAAGAAGAAGGCCCUAACUGGUCAGAUAGUGCUGGACGCUAUGAAAGAUAUAGAAUUCGACAGAUUUAUAGAACCGUUGACGGAGUCUUUGGAGCAGUACAAACAAAUGAUGUCGGCGCGUAAAUCGGGCGGCAAGAAGAAAGACGGGGAGGAGCCCGAAGUUAUUGAGGACGAUUGAUGCGUUUACGUGUGUGACUACAUCUAAGUUAGUAACAAAGUUUACUGUAGUACAAUAACACAACUCUUAAGUACUGAACUGCUCCUGUUUCCAUGAUAUAUCUGCCGC